AUAGAAACUCUUACCCCCCAUCGCCCAGUCCAGCCUCUCCCCCGCCGCCGCCAUGGCCACCACCGCGCGCCCGCUCGUCUCCGUCAAGGCCCUGGACGGGGACAUGCCCACCGACGCGGCCGGCGUCCCGAUGCCGCACGUCAUGAAGGCACCGAUCCGCCCCGACGUCAUCACCUUCGUCCACAGGCUCGUCUCCUGCAACAGCCGCCAGCCCUACGCCGUCUCCCGCAAGGCCGGUCACCAGACCUCGGCCGAGUCCUGGGGCACGGGUCGCGCCGUCUCGCGUAUCCCGCGUGUCGGCGGCGGCGGCACCCACCGCUCCGGCCAGGGAGCCUUCGGCAACAUGUGCCGUGGCGGGCGCAUGUUCGCGCCCACCCGGAUCUGGCGCAAGUGGCACCGCCGCGUCAACAUCCGCCUCCGCCGCGUCGCCGUCGCCUCCGCCCUCGCCGCCACCGCCGUCCCGGCCAUCGUCACCGCCCGGGGCCACCGCAUCGAGUCCGUCCCCGAGUUCCCGCUCGUCGUCUCCGACUCGGCCGAGGGCAUCGAGAAGACCUCCCAGGCCGUCAAGGUCCUCAAGCAGCUGGGCGCCUACGCUGACGCCGACAAGGCCAAGGACUCCGUGGGCAUCCGCCCCGGCAAGGGUAAGAUGCGCAACCGCCGGUACAUCAACCGCAAGGGCCCCCUCAUCGUCUACGCCACCGAGGGCUCCAAGAUCGUCAAGGCCUUCCGCAACCUCCCUGGUGUGGAUGUUGCCAACGUCGAGCGCCUCAACCUGCUCGACCUUGCCCCUGGUGGCCACCUUGGCCGGUUUGUGAUCUGGACCGAGUCUGCCUUCAAGAAGCUGGACGAGGUGUACGGCUCCUUUGAGGCGUCUUCCUCCAAGAAAAAGGGCUUUGUCCUCCCCAGGCCCAAGAUGACCAAUGCUGACCUUGGUCGCCUCAUCAACUCUGAUGAGGUCCAGUCUGUGGUCAAGCCCAUCAACAAGGAGGUGAAGCGCAGGGAGGCCAGGAAGAACCCUCUCAAGAAUGCUGCUGCCGUGCUCAAGCUCAACCCCUACUUCGGGACUGCCCGCAGGAUGGCAGUUCUUGCUGAGGCAGCCCGUGUCAAGGCCAGGAAGGACAAGAUCAACUCCAAGAGGACCAAGCUCAGCGUGGAGGAGGCAUCUAAGAUCAAGGCUGCUGGGAAGGCUUGGUACCAGACCAUGAUCUCUGACAGCGACUACAUGGAGUUCGACGUCUUCUCCAAGUGGCUCGGCGUCAGCCAGUGAUCAUCUCGUUGAAUUAAUACAUCUUGCUGUUCCGAGUUAUAAGCAAGUAUCUUUCCCUAUUACGACAACGCUUCUUGUCAAAAGAACUCAUUGGUUCAACAGCUGUACUUUUGACUGAGGAAGUAUUUCUGCCCUGUAUAUAUAUUCAGCGGAUGGAUUUAUUGUUGAAGCAACUGAAUGGGCCGUAGACUGGAGAAAGUUUUGCACUAAAGUGGAUGCUUGGAGGCAACCUGCAAACAUUUGUUUUACUAAGUUAUAAUGGUUCGCAUUAUAUAAUCUUAGGAAAACAAUAUACAUUAUAUGUUUAUUAGAGACCUGUUUCUCUCCUGAUAAUCGUUGGGAAACAGCUUCACAUGUAAUAUAUCAAAAUGGAUUUUGUGCUUGUACCUCAAUGGACCUUGGUAAAUGAUUUAUUGAGCUUUCCUUGCA
This is a messenger RNA of Triticum aestivum (bread wheat), 1696 nucleotides long. RefSeq names its product 60S ribosomal protein L4-1. The coding region runs from base 53 to 1267 and encodes 404 amino acids. The transcript is spliced from 3 exons. Gene Ontology annotation, biological process: translation. The record is from RefSeq and is a predicted model, not a curated record. Lineage: Eukaryota; Viridiplantae; Streptophyta; Magnoliopsida; Poales; Poaceae. Gene Ontology annotation, cellular component: ribosome. Gene Ontology annotation, molecular function: structural constituent of ribosome.